This is a messenger RNA of Symbiodinium pilosum, 842 nucleotides long. The record is from the annotation of a GenBank genome assembly. Lineage: Eukaryota; Dinophyceae; Suessiales; Symbiodiniaceae.
GUGCUGACAACAUGAACGGCACAGAAGAGACAGUGCUAAUACAGCACCAUUCCAUUGGCAACAAGCAGAACAGCAGGAUUCCGCACAAAUCUGCGUUGCUGAUAAUCGACAUGCAGAACGACUUCAUACAUGGGACUUUGCCAGUUGGCGGUGCAGAGUCCAUCAUCCCAAUAAUCAACAAGCUUAGUGCACUGAGUGCGUGGGAGUUUCUGGCUCUCACCACGGAUUACCAUCCAGCAAACCAUAUCUCAUUUGCUUCAAAUAGCCCCCACAACUUGGAACCGUUCAUGUCCGUCGACAUCUCUUACACCGACUCCCGCACAGUCUGCGGCGACGAGUACAAGCCCAUUUACCAUCAAUCUGCAGCUGGCAACUGCACCGCUGAUGACGUGCAUGUCCACUUCUCACAGGAGCUCUGGCCAGACCACUGCAUUCAGGGCACGUGGGGACAACACAUCCAUAAAGAUGUCACUGUUCCCAAGCAGGCCUUCUUGGUGCGGAAAGGCUUAACAACCGUUAUCGACAGCUACGGGGCCUUCACAAACAACUACGGCAUGUAUUUGACAGACCGUAGCCCCGAGGCUCUGAAGCUAAUCGAGGAGAAUUCUCUCACGGACUCCUUGAAUGCGCUUGGUAUCCAGCACGUCUAUGUAGCUGGCCUUGCUUUGGAUUAUUGCGUUAAGUACACGGCCCUGCAGGCCUUACUGCGCAACUUUGCCACGUACCUUAUUCUUGAUGCCACCAAGCCUGUGAUGGAAACAACUGGUCAGGAAGCCGUACAUGCGGUUACAGCCGCGGGCGCCAUGGUUGUAGAGUCCUGUACAAUUUUGGGCACCUGCUGA